ACAGGAAGUGAAUGAAUGAACGGAGUUGACAUUUGUGUGCAACACCUGUUUGCUCAUGGUACGAGGUCAGAACCACCACGCUGCCUUCGUCAAGGAGUCAUCGCUGGUUCCCUGCCCUGCUGCCAGAGCACCAUUGUGGGCCACAGCUUUCACCCUUGGAGGGGUGUGGGCAGCACUGCUGUCAGUCAGCACAUCCGCGACCUGAGUGGGCCUGAGCAGAGACUGCUGAAUAAACUGUAUGACGGACUGAUCUCAGGACAGCGGGCGUCUCUGGCCGAGUCCAUCACUCUGGUGGAGACUCAGCACCCCAGGAAGAAAGAGUUGGCCCAGGUGCUGCUGCACAGGGUGCUGGCCUAUAGGAGGGAGCAAGAGAGCCGUAAUGGAGGAAAACCAGUGGCCUUCAGAGUAGGUCUGUCUGGUCCUCCUGGAGCUGGGAAGUCCUCUUUCAUUGAGGUGGUGGGAAAGAUGUUAACAGGACGUGGACAUAAAGUGGCAGUGCUGGCUGUCGACCCCUCCUCCUGCACCACAGGAGGGUCUCUGCUGGGCGAUAAGACUCGUAUGACCGAGCUUUCCAGAGACAUGAAUGCUUUCAUCAGGCCGUCGCCAACCUCAGGAACACUCGGUGGCGUCACCCGAACAACCAACGAGGCCAUCGUUCUGUGUGAGGGGGCAGGAUAUGACAUCGUCCUGGUGGAAACUGUUGGUGUGGGUCAGUCCGAGUUUGCGGUGGCAGACAUGGUCGACAUGUUUGUGCUCCUGAUCCCACCAGCAGGUGGCGACGAACUCCAGGGUAUCAAGAGGGGCAUCAUCGAGCGGGCCGACUUGGUUGUGGUGACAAAGUCAGAUGGUGACUUGGUGGUGCCAGCCAGGAGGAUCCAGACUGAGUACACCAGCGCACUCAAGCUGCUCAGGAGGAACUCCAAGUCCUGGAAUACUAAGGUGGUGCGAGCCUCCUCACACACCUCAGAGGGCAUCACAGAGGCCUGGGCCAAGAUGGAGUCGUUCAGAGACGCCAUGUUGACCAGCGGGGAGCUGCAGGGCCGUCGGAGGGCCCAGCACAGGGUUUGGAUGUGGAGUUUGAUCCAGGAGAACGUUCUCCGUCAUUUCCAAAAUCACCCAGGCGUCAGGGAGGCUCUGCCCCGCCUAGAGGAGCGGGUCACCAGAGGAGUUCUCUCUCCGGGACUGGCUGCUGACCUGCUGCUCAAAGCUUUCUCAGAGUCUUCGAC
Messenger RNA from Austrofundulus limnaeus, 1226 nucleotides. It is a transcript of the gene mmaa, whose product is annotated as metabolism of cobalamin associated A. Lineage: Eukaryota; Metazoa; Chordata; Actinopteri; Cyprinodontiformes; Rivulidae. Gene Ontology annotation, molecular function: GTPase activity; GTP binding. The record is from RefSeq and is a predicted model, not a curated record. Gene Ontology annotation, cellular component: cytoplasm.